This is a messenger RNA of Trifolium pratense (red clover), 951 nucleotides long. RefSeq names its product probable inactive purple acid phosphatase 1. Lineage: Eukaryota; Viridiplantae; Streptophyta; Magnoliopsida; Fabales; Fabaceae. Gene Ontology annotation, molecular function: hydrolase activity. The transcript has 5 exons. The coding region runs from base 1 to 951 and encodes 316 amino acids. The record is from RefSeq and is a predicted model, not a curated record.
AUGACUUCUUAUGGACUUAGAGAGCUAUAUAAUGUUGUCUGGUUUCUCAUAAUGUGUUUGGUUUCUAUAUCAUACAGUUCUGAGAUUCCUUCAAUUGAUGAUUGGAUUAGAGCGUUUUCUCCUGCAAACUUUAGGUCAAAUUCACAAUCUCAAAGUUUCUCUCUUCAAAUUGUUUGUUAUGCAUCAGCUGUGCCUUACAUGAUUGCAAGUGGGAACCAUGAGCGCGACUGGCCGGGGUCAGGAUCCUUUUAUGGGAACAUGGAUUCUGUAGGAGAAUGUGGUGUGUUGGCAGAGACUAUGUUCUAUGUCCCUGCUUCAAAUAGGGCUAAAUUCUGGUAUCCGAUCGACUAUGGCAUGUUCCGCUUCUGUGUUGCUGACACUGAACAUGAUUGGAGGGAAGGAACCGAACAAUACAAGUUCAUUGAGCAUUGUUUGGUGUCGGUUGACCGACAAAAACAACCAUGGCUAAUCUUCCUUGCACAUCGGCUACUUGGUUACUCUUCUUGUAUCUGUUAUGUAGAAGAGGGAUCAUUUGCUGAACCAAUGGGCAGAGAAAGCCUUCAAAAGCUGUGGCAGAAAUACACGGUGGACAUUGCCAUUUAUGGUCAUGCGCACAAUUAUGAGAGGACAUGUCCCAUAUACCAGAAUAUCUGCACUAGUGAGGAGAAACACAACUACAAAGGAACUUUAAAUGGGACCAUACAUAUUGUUGCUGGUGGUGGUGGAGCAAGCCUUUCAACAUUUACUUCUCUCAAAACUAAAUGGAGCAUCUUUAGAGACUAUGAUUACGGAUUCGUAAAACUAACUGCAUUUGAUCAUUCAAAUUUGCAGUUUGAGUACAAGAAGAGCAGAGAUGGGAAGGUUUAUGAUUCAUUCAAAAUAUCACGGGAUUAUAGAGACAUCUUGGCCUGCACCAUGGAUAGUUGUCCAAGUACAACGAUGGCAUCCUGA